Messenger RNA from Ananas comosus (pineapple), 2406 nucleotides. Its product is annotated as protein NRT1/ PTR FAMILY 2.13-like. NCBI's taxonomy places the organism in Eukaryota, Viridiplantae, Streptophyta, Magnoliopsida, Poales, Bromeliaceae. Gene Ontology annotation, molecular function: transmembrane transporter activity. The coding region runs from base 92 to 1945 and encodes 617 amino acids. Gene Ontology annotation, biological process: transmembrane transport. Gene Ontology annotation, cellular component: plasma membrane. The record is from RefSeq and is a predicted model, not a curated record. The transcript is spliced from 5 exons.
GAGAGAGAGAGAGAGAGAGAGAGAGAGAGAGAGAGAGAGAGAGAGAGAAGGGGGGGAUUGGAGUGGGGGGAUCAGGAAAUAUUAUUACAAAAUGGGUGGCAUGAAGUGUCUUAUGCGGAGCUUCGUAGAUUGCGUGAGUUGCUCCCCCUUCUUGGGAAACGAGUCCUCCGACGAGACCAAGCUGGUCGAAGGAGGAGGGGUCGUCGACGUCGACGUCGACGUCGAGGCGAAGAAGCGAGAGCCCGGGGGAUGGAAAUGCAUGCCCUACAUCAUCGGGAACGAGACGUUCGAGAGGUUGGCGUCGUACGGGCUGACGGCGAACUUCACGGUGUACCUGGUGAAGCGCUUCCACAUGCAGCAGCUGGUGGCGGUGAACGUCGCCAACGUCUUCAACGGCACCGCCAACUUCGCCCCCCUCCUCGGCGCCUUCCUCUCCGACGCCUACUGGGGCCGCUUCCGCACCCUCGCCUACGCCUCCUUCGCCUCCUUACUGGGGAUGGUGAUCCUAACCCUGACAUCAGCAAUCCGGCAGCUCCGCCCGCCGAGCUGCAGCCAAUCGACGGCCCUGACCGGGCAUUGCGCGGGCCCGUCCCACGCGCAGCUCGGCGUGCUCAUCCUCUCCCUCGCCCUGCUGGCCCUCGGUGCGGGCGGCAUCCGCCCGUGCAGCCUGCCCUUCGGCGUGGACCAGUUCGACAAGGAGACCGAGAAGGGCCGCCACGGCCUCGCCAGCUACUUCAACUGGUACUACUGCACCUCCACGGCCGGAGUCCUGAUCGGCAUGACCGUCGUUGUCUACAUCCAGGAUUCGUAUAGCUGGACACUCGGGUUCAGCAUUCCGACGUGCCUCAUGGUGCUGUCGAUCGCGUUCUUCUUUCUCGGCACGAGGCUGUACGUCUACGUGCUGCCCGAAGGGAGCGUCUUUUCCGGGGUGGUGCACGCUUUCGUCGCGGCGAUAAGGAAGAGGCGGCUGCAGCUGCCCGCAGCGGAGGACGCGGCGGAGCAGGAGGCGAAGCUGUAUCGCGGACAGCUCGCUAAGGGCUCGCGGAUUACGCGGCUUCCGUUGACACUCCAGUUCAGUUGGUUGAAUAAGGCCGCGAUCGUCUGCGAUGGCGAGGUCAAAGAAGACGGCAGCGUCGCAAACCCAUGGCGGCUCUGCAGCGUGCAGCAGGUUGAGGAGAUGAAGUGCCUCAUCAGGAUCAUCCCCGUCUGGGCCGCCGGCAUCAUCUGCUUCGUGGCCUUGGCCCAGCAGUGGACCUUCGCAGUGCUCCAGGCCUUGACAAUGGACCGCCACCUCGGACCGCACUUCCAGAUCCCCGCGGGCUCCUUCGCCACCAUCGCCUUGCUCACCCUCACCCUCUUCAUCCCCAUCUACGACCAGCUCUUCGUCCCCCUCGCUAGACGCAUCACCGGUAUCGAGAGCGGGAUAACAUUGCUCCAACGGCAAGGAGUGGGCCUGGUGAUCUCCGUCUUCUCCAUGGUGGUGGCCGGACUGGUCGAAGAGAAGCGGAGGCGCUCGGCCAUCGCCCACGGCGGCGUUUCGCCCCUCUCCGCCCUGUGGCUUGCGCCGCAGCUCGUUCUCUUGGGCGUCGCCGAGGCGUUCAACGCGGUGGGUCAGAUCGAGUUCUACAACCGGCAGUUCCCCGAGCAAAUGCAGUCCAUCGCCGGGUCGCUCUUCUACUGCAGCGUGGCGGGGGCGAGCUACCUGAGCAGCAUCAUCGUCGCCGUGAUACACAAGAGCACGGGAGGCGACGGGCGGCCGAGCUGGCUGAACGACAACAUAAACACAGGGAAGUUGGAUUACUUCUACUACGUGUUAGCCGGUAUGGGCGCCGUGAAUUUCGCGUAUUUCGUGGUGUGCGCGCAUUCCUACAGAUACAAGGGCACGCCGGAGACGGCGAAGGUGGAGGCCGGAGAAGGGGGCGGGGAAGGUAAAGUAGUUCCAUAAAAGCUGUGAGUUUCUUGAGCAAAAUGGGAGUAAUGCAGAGUAGCUAGAUGAUUCUCAAGGAAAAUUGGUAGUGAUGGGGCUUCUUCUAAGUUGUUGGAUAACCUGGGAAUUUUUUUUUUUUUUCUCUCAAAUAGCAACAAGAGUGAGAGAGUGCGCAACACUUGUGUAGCAGAAUCUAUUUCUACUAUUGCUACAUGAAGUUACUUUGCUUGGAUUGGAUAGAAAGUGUGAUAAGGAUGAUUACAUAUUACAUAUAUAAAUUACUAGAAGGGUGAGUAGAAGUGGAAUGGUGAGUGAUUUGUGUAGAGAAACAAAAGCUUUGAAAUGGGAGUGGGUUUGGUGAGGGACUCAGCAACCUGCAUCAGGUUUGGGAGUCAAGUUGUGUAUGCUUUGUAUUUUGUAUACAUCGACACUCAGCAAUGAAUACUAUAUUUUGUAUAAUGCAAAUCCUUUGUGAUCAA